UGGCGUAUACAUUGUAUUAAGCUCCAGCUUUUGGGGGCAAUGUCCCAAAGUUGCUAGAUCUUCCUGUUUUUCAGGAACGACUAGAAACCUAUAUUCUUAAGUGAAAUCUCUUGGGUUUUCAGAAGUUGGCACCGACUUUGGGCCAUAAUUUGGGGAAGGCCAGGCAGAAUAAAUGUGUGGGGAGGGUGCAGCCAGUGGCCUCCUCAGCCGUUUUUCAUGAGGCUUGAAUGUAGAAGGAGGGAGAAAGGGUAGCAAGAGGGAAUUUAGGAGUAAAGGAGAUUGUUUUAGAAGGAGAGGGGGACAUGUGAGCCCCCCUUCAUGUUGAUGUUCCUUUGGGGAACUGCCCCUCCCCAAUUCUGGGUCCAGUGUCCCAUACAUUGCAGAGGGGCCUGAAGGUGCUCAGAGCCAGAGCAAAAAGGGGGGACCUGGCCUUACAGAGAGGAAGGGCACCUUUUGUUUUUCCAACUGUCUGGGGAAGGAAAUCAAGAUGACUGCACAUGCAAACAAGUUUGUCCGUGCCACUAUCACCACCCGAGUAUUAGGUGCUCAAGUGGAACAGGGGACUUGAGGAAGGUGGGGAAGCGUGGGGGAGUGGCUGGUGAGGCAAACCGAAGGGGGCCCACCCGGACAGAGAGCUGGGUUUCUCAACCUUUGCAUGAGUGACAUCUUGGUCUCAAUAAUUCUGUGUUGUGGGGGCUGACCUGUGCACUAUAGGAUGUUUAGUGGCAUCCCUGGCCUAAACCCACUGGAUACCAAAGCUCACACCCUUCCUCCCAGUCAUGACAGCCAAAAAUGUCACCAGAUACUGCCACGUUUCCCCAGGAUUGAGUGGGAUGGGAUCACUCCUACCCAUCUCCCUGCUGAGAUCCUGUGUUAGGACUGUGGAGUGCUGACUGGACAUCAGGAAUGUGGGUUGCAGUCUUCAUGGCUGUAUUUGUUGUUGUUGUUUUUCUUCUGGGAAUAGGAGCAGAGAAGAAGUGAACGAUGGGUUAAGCCAGAUUUGUUGGGGAUGGUGGGGCAUUGGUGCUGCAAUGGAGGGAUAAGGGGGUCGUGGGAUUGAUGGUAUGGCCAAGAUGUGGGUGUAGUUGAAGGCAAAUGCGCAUGCGUCUGAGCUGGAUGAAGUCACCAGGUGUUUGAGGAAUGGUCAAGCUCAGGUCCCUGGCCAAGCUCAGGUCCCUGCAAACAAGGCAGCUGUAUCUUUAAGAUGGGAAAAGAGUAAUAAAACCUGUCCUUAGGGUUGUUGAAAGAAUCAAAGACUUUGGUACACGGAAAGCACUUAAAAUAGUGCCUUACUAUGCUUGUAGUAAGUGCUCAAGAAGAGCCAGCUAUUAUUAUCAUUAGGCUUUUAUAGCUGCAAGUAAUCGAAACUAACUCAUACCCAUACUCACUUACCAAAAAAAGGAAAGUAAAGAAAGUCCCAGAGUAGGGGUGGGCUUAGUCCAGGAGCUCACUUCUUUAGGAGGCAAUGACAAAGAAGUCAUGGUUCACUUCUUUGAAUUUUCUCUGCUUUGCUCUUGUCUGUACUGCAAUCCCAGCAGAAUUCAUUUCUUUUCUCCAUUGAUUUGCAAGGGUUAUUGCUCUUCUGCCUGUCGGCUUGGGUUUUGUGUCCACCUUGGAGUCAGCAUGACCUGGGGUCAUGAAAUAUGAAGAUGGCCAGACCUGGGGUGGGGUGCAGUACCCAACCCAGGGCCAAGGGUGGGGAAGGUGAAUGGGGGACCUAGAAUUGAGGAGAGGGGUUGUUCCCAGAGGAAUAUCAGGAAGCUGUUACCAGAAUCUCAUGUCUUAAAAAUACAAACGGCAGCGCCCGUGCAUUCUGUCAUUCGGUUCUGCAGCCUUUUUUUCCACUUCAUGUAUUUUGGUCAUUGUUCCACAUGACUGCAGAUGUAGUCACCUUGUUCUUUUAAAUGAAAAGCCUUAGAUGCCCUGUUGUAUGGGUGUCCUAGGAUUCCUUUAACCGGGUCCCUGUUGGUGGACAUCUUAGGUGUUGCUAGCCUUGUGCUAUUAAAAACAGGACUCCUCUUGGACUCUGGGAUUCUAGCUCUGGUAGUGCUGCCAGGGAGGCCAUGGCUUAGUAAAAGUUGGGUGCUCAGUAAAUCUGUUUCUUCCUUCCACUUGGAAUGAUGUAUAGGACAUUCCCAUGCUGGGUCUUGGAGGUUUUCACAUGUGCUGAAUUGGAUGAUUGCCGGACUCUUGGGGUCCACAUGUUCCUCCUGGGGAAGGAGUCCCCCUGCAGCGUGGACUGCUGAAGGAUUGCAUUCUGCUCCUUGGGGUGAUCGCUUCCCUAUAGCGUUGGGGCUCCCCUUGCUAGCACAGGCGGCUGCUGGUGCCAGAGUCAUGACCCCGGUGGUUGGUUGGCAGCUGACGUGGGAUGGUUUGGCUUCUGAAUUAGUCAAUCUUGGAUGAGCCAUUUCACUCACAGCUGGAGGUCUCAGCUGUUUUCUUAACACCUCUGGCCCUGUAGCACGCUUGAAAUGAAUCAUACAAACACUGCUUUUAGUGAAGAAAUACAUGGCAGCAGUGUUAUUUCUCAGCACCCCUCUGUCCUCCUCAAGUGCCAGCUAUAAAUAAACCACCUUGGAGUCUGGGAUAGCCCAAAACAGAGAAGGCAUCCUUUGAAUUUCUCCCUGGCCAUGCCCUGUCUGGCCCCUAGCUAGUCCUUGGAGCAGAUUGGUAUCAAACUGACCUGCGGGGGUUGCUGUGGCCUGGUCAGACCCAGCUGCUGGCCCCCUGGGGGUCAUUUUUUGGAUCUGCGCAAGUCCUCUGAAAUAGUUUGUGCAGGCUGGGAUUAUGUGUUUAGGGGCCCAGUUAUUUCAGACUGAGAUAGCCAUCUCCCCGUGAUACCAGUAUGUCCAGCCAGCUGGCCAAACACUGUCUAGCAAAAGAGGAAUCAUCUAUUCAGUAGGUACCUGCCAGCAACUCUUCUAGGUGCUGGAGCCUGUGAGAGUGAAUGAGACAGGCCUCCUUUUUGCCUUCAAGGAGUUUAUGAGCGCGAAGAUCAAGCUGGCUUCCAAGAGAGGCCCUAACUUUGUCAAGGAACUGAAGACUUCACCGCGAGAGUGGUUAGAAACACGUCCAGGCUGUGGAGCUGGGCCAGCCUGCAACUGAAUUUUUGUUUCUGCCAUUCCCUUGCUUUGUGGCUGGGAUGCAGAAGCUGCUCCCGUGAGAACCGCUGCUCCUCUCCAUAUGUGAACAGACUGACAGAUGCAGGCAGCACCAGCAAUCUCUUGAACCACUGAGGUGCACUGGAAAAUACAAAGCCACAGACCCAAGCAUGUCGGAGCAGGAUUGGUCAGCUAUCCAGAAUUUCUGUGAGCAGGUGAACACUGACCCCAAUGGCCCCACACAUGCGCCCUGGCUACUGGCCCACAAGAUCCAGUCUCCGCAAGAGAAGGAAGCUCUUUAUGCCUUAACGGUGCUGGAGAUGUGCAUGAACCACUGUGGGGAGAAGUUCCACAGUGAGGUGGCCAAAUUUCGUUUCCUGAACGAACUGAUCAAAGUGUUGUCCCCAAAGUACCUGGGGUCCUGGGCCACAGAAAAAGUUAAAGGAAGAGUCAUUGAAAUACUCUUUAGUUGGACAGUCUGGUUUCCGGAAGACAUCAAGAUCCGAGAUGCCUAUCAGAUGCUGAAGAAACAAGGAAUUAUAAAACAAGACCCUAAACUACCAGUGGAUAAAAUCUUACCCCCACCAUCUCCCUGGCCCAAGAGCUCCAUCUUCGAUGCUGAUGAAGAAAAGUCCAAGCUUCUGACAAGGCUUCUAAAGAGCAACCACCCUGAGGACCUUCAGGCCGCAAACCGGUUAAUCAAGAAUUUGGUCAAGGAGGAACAAGAAAAAUCGGAGAAGGUGUCCAAGAGGGUCAGUGCGGUGGAGGAAGUGCGAAGCCAUGUGAAGGUACUGCAGGAGAUGCUGAGCAUGUACCGCAGGCCAGGGCAGGCCCUGCCCGACCAGGAGGCCCUGCAGGUCGUGUAUGAGAGGUGUGAAAAGCUGCGACCCACGCUGUUCCGGCUGGCGAGUGACACCACUGAUGACGAUGAUGCACUCGCGGAAAUUCUCCAGGCAAAUGACCUCCUCACCCAAGGAGUUCUGCUGUACAAACAGGUGAUGGAGGGCCGGGUCACCUUUGGAAACAGAGUGACCAGCUCAGUGGGAGACAUCCCUGUCUCCAGAGUCUUUCAGAAUCCAACAGGCUGCAUGAAGACCUGCCCCCUGAUUGACUUGGAGGUGGACAAUGGACCUGCGCAGGCGGGGACUGUGGCGCCAUCUUUGCUUCAUCAAGACCUGGCAGCCUUGGGAAUCAGUGAUGCUCCUGUUACAGGCACGGUUGCUGGUCAGAAUUGCUGUGAGGAAAAGAGGAAUCCCUCCUCCAGCACACUGCCAGGCGGUGGCGUUCAGAACCCUUCUGCAGACAGGAAUUUGCUGGACCUCCUCUCACCACAGCCAGCUCCGGGCCCUCUGAAUUAUGUUUCGCAGAAAAGUGUCCCCAAGGAAGUGCCCCCAGGUACUAAGUCCUCUCCAGGUUGGUCCUGGGAGGCUGGCCCGUUGGCUCCUUCCCCAUCUUCACAGAAUACACCUCUGGCUCAAGUGUUUGUCCCUUUGGAGUCUGUUAAGCCCAGCAGCCUGCCACCUCUCAUCGUGUAUGACCGGAACGGAUUCAGAAUUCUGCUCCAUUUCUCCCAGACGGGAGCCCCUGGGCACCCAGAGGUACAGGUGCUGCUCUUGACCAUGAUGAGCACGGCUCCCCAGCCUGUCUGGGAUAUCAUGUUUCAAGUGGCUGUGCCAAAGUCAAUGAGAGUGAAGCUGCAGCCGGCAUCCAGCUCCAAGCUUCCUGCAUUCAGUCCUUUGAUGCCUCCAGCUGUGAUAUCUCAGAUGCUGCUGCUUGACAAUCCACACAAAGAACCUAUCCGCUUACGGUACAAGCUAACAUUCAACCAAGGUGGACAGCCUUUCAGCGAAGUAGGAGAAGUGAAAGACUUUCCAGACCCGGCUGUCUUGGGUGCAGCCUAACUUUUCAUAAGACGGACCCUUCAUUUCAAGCUUAGGCUGGCGUUACUUUUGCUGUCAAGUCGGGACUAAUGGUGUUUCAGUGCAGAGUGCCAAGAGUCCUAUCCUGACGUCAGGCUCUGGGUGUCAACUUCUGACUUAUUCUGCAGAUGCUGUGCGUGUGUGUAUGUGUCUGUGUCUGUGUGUCUGUGUGUUUGGGGAGAGGGUGGUAGUGCAGGGCUUGGGAUAUCGGCAGUGUGGGAAAUGUGUUGCAUUUCUCAUCAUCAUCAUCUCUGCUACAGUCAUGUUUCUGCAUGUCAGCGAGCGACACUGUCUGUGCCUCAGGUUGGAGGUUUUAUCAGCCAAAGUGUUUUUUUCAUGUAUUGUUCGUUCCAUUCAUCCACUCUGUGCCUUGUCAGCCUUUGAAAGUCUUGGUUGCUCCCAGGCUGCUGUUCUCAGGGACCUUAAAAGGGACCUGGUUAGUCUUGGGGCAGAGAGUAUCUUCUUGGGCACUCUCUUCCAAGAAAGACCUUGUCUCCAUUUUCAUUAGACAAUGCUUCUUGUGUGUGUUCUGGAAGAUCUUCUAAAUGGAAUGCUUGUUGCACUGUUCCCAGGCGAGUGGCUGCCAUGAGACCUGAGGACCACACCUGGGGGACCAAUCAUGUCCUUCACCACUGUGCCUUAGAAUCGCCCCUGGACAGGCCUCCUGGGCAGAGGGGAAAGCAGCUCCCAGGCCUUAUUCAGGCCUCAGGUCCAUGGGUUGGGCAGCCAGUCUGGGCCCUUCUCAGGAUCCUCAUCUCCAUCCUCAUCCUCUUCCUUCACGGCAUUUACUCGGAGCUCUUUGUGACACACCAUGUUGGUCAUGGUGAAUCGGCCAACAGCCAGCCCUUGCCAGCUGACGUCACAGUCUAAGAUGGGGAACUGUGGUACAGAUAGACAUGAAGAGAGCUUAGCAGUGAUUGAGGUGGUGACUAAAUAUACAGUCAUUAAAUAAAUACCAUGUAGCAAAUGUACUUUGUGGAGUGUUGAGUAAGUGGAAAAUGGAAAGCCAGUUGCAUUUAGAGAUGAUAGGCCUAAAGGGAACUGUCUUCUGUCGAGAAGUAAAGGAAACUUCCUGAAGGAUGUAGAAACUUAACUGCCUCAGUGAAGAGAACCUGAAGAUCUGAGGCAAGCUGGACAGGAGAGGUGGAUAUUUGUUGAAGGAAAAAUUCAAGUUUAUAAUCACUUCCCACUUAGUGAGCACCUACUGUGUGCUAGGAACUUGAAUGUGUAUUUUUGACAAGUCCUGCUUGGCCUGAUGGAUGAGAGAAGGAACCUGAGCCUGGCUGAGAUGGCCAGGUGGAGGGCUUUGAAGUCCAAGCAGCUGAACUGGCUGGGUGGGUUUCUACCUCCGAAACUGCAAGGCUUGUUUGGAGCUCUUAAUCACAGUAUCUGAUAUUUUUAAAGUCUGAUCUUUUGGCUUCUACAUAUAGUGGAAAUCUGCCAACACUAAUUGGUGGAGGUGGGAACUGUAAAAGAUGAAGUAUGCUAAUUUUAAGCAAAUGUAAAAACUCAUAAAACAGAUAAACAGUGAGGUGAUUUCAUUUGCCGUAAUUCACAUAAGACAAAUUUUAAUCUAAAAGUACUUGCUUGUGUUCUGUGUGCCUUUUUUUUUUUUUUUUUCCUUCUGUUUUUUGAGGCCACUCUGUCACCCAGACUGGAGUACAGUGGUAUGAUCUCAGCUCACUGCAAUCUCUGCCUACCAGGUUUAAGUGAUUCUCAUGCCUCAGCCUCCCAAGUAGCUGGGACUACAGGCGUGAGCCACCACGCCCAGCUAAUUUUUGUAUUUUUAGUAGAGAUGGGGUUUCACCACGUUGGCCAGGCUGUUCUCAAACUCCUGACCUCAGGUGAUGCGCCCACCUCGGCCUCCCAGAGUGCUGGGAUUACAGGCGUGAGCCACCACACCUGGCCUCUGUGUAGUUUUUAUAUGCUCUGUUGCUGUUGCAUAGGCUUGAAGAGAUACCCAUCAUAAUGACAGCAUCUCCCUCUGAAGGGUUUUGGUCAAAAUGGGUGAAUGAGACUUACACAUAAAGACAGGCUUUCUCCCCUAUUGUUCAGAGGUGAACUCACACGUGUGUACCUGAACAUUCUUGCUUUUGAGGAGACAGACUCCCAGUGGUACUUACUAUGCUUAGGUGUUGGACAGGAUAGGUGUGGGAGGAGAGAAGGCAGGCUGCUGUCCUGAAAGUGGCUGUGGUUUAUGUUAUCACUCCCUUCUAAUCAGCAAGUCCAGUGGCCACUCACAGCCCAGCUCCUACCUCUUCAUUCACUCAACAAGUAGUGACUCACACCUAUAAUCCCAGCAUUUUGGGAGGCUGAGUGGGAUGACCACUUCAGCCCAAGAUUUCAAGUCCAGCCUGGGCUACAUAGUGACACCUCGUCUCUGUUUUUUAAAAAACUAGUUGUUGACCAGCUACCCUGAGCCAGGGCACCACCCUGAAGGAGCUUCUCUUCCUCUGGGGAGAAGCAAAUUCAUGAUGUGUGUGCUGGAGAUCUGGCACUCAUGGCCAGUGCUUUCCAGUGUCCUGAACUCUUCAGGGGUCCUGUUGACCCCUAUUUCGUGACCUACCUCCGUGACUGCUCUUUUUCCUCUGUCUUGUAAGUGUGGUGGUUUUCCAGAGUCCAAUCCUCAGGACUUUCCUAUCCACACAGAGGCCUGGUAGUCAGGCGACUCUAAACCAUUAGAUGGAUUGUAGACCUCUCUCAAGCUGCCACCUCCUUGCUGUCCCCAGAUCAUAUUUCAGUCUGUCAGUGGAUAUCUGUAUCUGGAGGUUCCACUGUUGCUUCUAUCUCAGUUACUUAGAAUGGAACACAGAGUCCUGCCCCUUUCCACCUACAUGCCCUUACUUGAAAGCACCUGAGACUUAUUGGGUCCCUGAUUCCUGCUUCAUCUGUAUCUGCGGAGUAGUUGUAUGUCAAGUGGCCUGUUUUCUAAACAAUCCCACAUCAUGUCCUCCCUGUACUUACAUUGCCACUGCUCUGGUUUGGGCUUUUUUGGCGGAGGGGGAUGGGAGAGACAAUGCCUCUGUCCCAAUUCUGAGUACCAGCUCUGGUUCUUGCCACUACCAGAGUUCUCUAGCAAAUCUGAGCAUCUGACCGGGUGAAAAAUUCUGAAUGGCUUCCUGAUGCCUAACUUUAUGGGAUCAAAUUCAAGUUGCACGCUGACACUCAGUGCCCUUCUGGUAUCAUCUGCCAAGACCAGGGCCUGCUUCACCACAGCCGCAAUAAAAGUCCUUUCAAGCCCUGAUAA
Molecule: messenger RNA, 8267 nt
Organism: Cercocebus atys (sooty mangabey)
Lineage: Eukaryota; Metazoa; Chordata; Mammalia; Primates; Cercopithecidae
Gene: GGA2
Product: golgi-associated, gamma adaptin ear containing, ARF binding protein 2
Exons: 18
Coding region: 3272-5002 (576 amino acids)
Biological process (GO): vesicle-mediated transport; intracellular protein transport
Cellular component (GO): trans-Golgi network
Molecular function (GO): ubiquitin binding; small GTPase binding; phosphatidylinositol binding
Source: RefSeq, a predicted model, not a curated record